This is a messenger RNA of Cariama cristata (Red-legged seriema), 483 nucleotides long. RefSeq names its product BCL2/adenovirus E1B 19kDa interacting protein 1 (gene BNIP1). NCBI's taxonomy places the organism in Eukaryota, Metazoa, Chordata, Aves, Cariamiformes, Cariamidae. The record is from RefSeq and is a predicted model, not a curated record. The transcript is spliced from 4 exons. Gene Ontology annotation, molecular function: SNAP receptor activity. The annotation marks the transcript as partial. Gene Ontology annotation, biological process: retrograde vesicle-mediated transport, Golgi to endoplasmic reticulum. Gene Ontology annotation, cellular component: SNARE complex; endoplasmic reticulum.
GAGCUCGAACAGAUGGCAAAAGAGCAAGAUAAAGAGUCGGAGAAACAAGCCUUACUGCGGGAAGUGGAAAACCAUAAGAAACAAAUGCUCAGCAAUCAGGCAGCUUGGAGAAAGGCAAAUCUAGCUUGCAAAAUUGCUAUCGACAACUCUGAGAAAGAUCAACUGCUGCAGGGAAGAGACUCCUUAAGACAAAGGAAGACUACAAAGGAAAGUCUGGCAGAGAGUGCAAGUAACAUCACGGAGAGUCUGAUGGGCAUUAGCAGGAUGAUGUCACAGCAAGUCCAGCAGAGUGAGGAGACCGUACAAACCCUAGCCAAUUCUUCACGAACUAUCCUGGAAGCAAAUGAAGAAUUUAAGUCCAUGUCUGGGACAAUUCAGUUGGGGCGAAAGCUAAUAACAAAGUACAAUCGCAGGGAACUGACGGACAAGCUGCUAAUCUUUCUCGCCCUUGCUUUAUUCCUGGCCACGGUGCUCUAUAUUUUG